Haemorhous mexicanus (house finch) is the source of this 1749-nucleotide messenger RNA. Its product is annotated as inositol 1,4,5-trisphosphate receptor-interacting protein-like 1. Gene Ontology annotation, cellular component: membrane. The transcript is spliced from 2 exons. The record is from RefSeq and is a predicted model, not a curated record. Lineage: Eukaryota; Metazoa; Chordata; Aves; Passeriformes; Fringillidae. The coding region runs from base 1 to 1749 and encodes 582 amino acids.
AUGGACACCUGGGUGUUGUGGCUCUUGCUCUUGCAAAUUGCUGUCCCGUACCCACAGCCCGUGGGUGAUGGCUUGGACGAGGUGACACGUCUGCGAACGGAGGUGCGUGCCAAGCUCCGGGAAGAGGAGACGAUUGGUCUGGAGCGGGAGGUGGAGCAGCUGGUCCUGAAGCAGGGUGCCUGGGCCUGGGGAGACCUGCUCUGCUCUGCCUGGCAGCACUGGCAGGUCUGGGCUCUUGCUGGGCUCCUGCUCCUUCUCCUGGCACUCUGGUAUUGGGGGAGGAAAAGGAGCCUGAGGAGAGAGGAGCGUGAAGAAGGACAUGGUGGUGGGAAUGAAGAGGGAGUCGAAAUUGUGGAUGCAAAUGAAGAAGAUGUCGGAAAUGAAGAGGAAGGAGACAUCGAAAUUGUGGAUGCAAAUGAAGAAGAUGUCGGAAAUGAAGAGGAAGGAGACAGUGACCUGGAUGGGGAGGAAAGCGACAGUGAUGAUGGCCGGGCCCAGGAGGUCGACAAUGCUGCUGCGAAUGAAGAACGUGAUGGUGCUGCGAAUGAAGUUGGCCAUGAGGCUGCAAAUGCAGCAAACGCCAAUGAUGCUGGAAAUGAAGUGGAACAAUACCGCCAUCGUGCCGAUAACUUUGGAAGGAUCGUGAUGGAGCGCAUACAGUGGCCUGUGCAGGACCUGCAGGAAGGAUGCACAUGGACAAGAACCCUGAUGGAGCAUUUUGCAAUUUACUUUCGACGGGUCUUGUCCAACAGUUUCUAUCCGGUGCUGCAAGGAGCUAUCGGGGUGGGCAGUGCCUUCGAAGGUUGGAGUCCCCGUGAGCAGGAUGUUGUGUACCAGGUGCUCAUACCCAUGACACCUCCUCGAGGGCACAGCUUCCACCUAGAGCUGGGCACUGCAGGGCAGAGGCGCCUGAGGAACUUCCACGUCCGCGUGCAGCAGGAGUGCACCUGCACCAGGGAGCAGCAGGAUAAGAACAUGCUGUGCUUCCUGCACCACCCUGAGGAGGAGCUCAGGAGGUGUCAGGAUCCCAGCCUCCUUCAUACCCUGUGCACGGGCUCCUACCUGGACGUGGAGAAAACUGCCCGCUGGUUCUACCAACUGGUGAGAGCAAUCUGGCCGGCUUUGCUUGAGUCACACCGUUGGCAUUUAGUGCUGCUGCCCUCCAGACGCUCUUGCCAGUUGAAGGUGACCAACGGCAGAGAAAGCUACCGGAUCGAGCUGCUGUUUGGGGUGCGGCAAGGCAACUCAGACGUCUUUGUCAGCAGUCAGCCGAGGCAAGCCCACACCUCAAGCACAAUCUGGCCGGAGAGCUACGCCGUGGCCGAGAUGAAGUUCUUCAGGUACAUCGCCAGGCGGGCCCCCCCUGACAGCUUGCACCUGAAAUGCCUGCAGUUCUUCACUCGUCUUCAGCUGGGCUUGGGCUUCUCCACCUAUACCAUCAAGACCAUUGUCAUGCACAUGCUGAGCGUCUUACCCGCGUCACAGUGGCGCAGGAGGCAUUUUGUGAGGCGGCUGAUGGAUAUCAGCGAGAGCCUGCGCACAUGUGUGGAAAUGAGACACCUCAAUCACUUCAUUGUGGGCAACCAGAGGCUUCCUCAGGGGAUCAGCUUGCCCCCAGAGGUCCUAAUGGCCCGGUCACGCAAUCUCUUCCACGACCUGGAGAUGGAUCCGGUUGCCCACUCCCAGGCAGUGAGCCAGUACGUGGAUCUGCACCACUGGCUCAAACGAAUCCUUAAAAAUGAGCAGUGA